Molecule: messenger RNA, 1416 nt
Organism: Mollisia scopiformis
Lineage: Eukaryota; Fungi; Ascomycota; Leotiomycetes; Helotiales; Mollisiaceae
Product: pol II transcription elongation factor-like protein subunit Cdc73
Exons: 2
Coding region: 31-1305 (424 amino acids)
Biological process (GO): transcription elongation by RNA polymerase II; positive regulation of transcription elongation by RNA polymerase II
Cellular component (GO): Cdc73/Paf1 complex
Molecular function (GO): RNA polymerase II complex binding
Source: RefSeq, a predicted model, not a curated record
AGAGACAUCGUCGCAUUGCUAUCGAGCAAGAUGGCUACCUCCGAGUCUUCUCAGACCGAUCCAUUGCUGCUCUUGCGACAAUCAAUAGCAGCAGGAAGCGCUUGCAUCCCCACCACAACUACAGAUGCCACCUCUGCAAGCUCUGUGGACCUCAGCCUAGCUAAAGCAACCUACCUCCAAUUCUCCUCUCCCUCGCAGAUCUCCGUACCGCUCAGUACACCCACGCGCUUCAUCUCCUCAGACAAACCGGUCGACUUGCGCAGUAUCUACUUCGCGUGGCUGAACCGCAACACUGCGAUCCCGGACUACAAUGGCGCCGCGCAGUCUCUCAACUCGGAGCUUGCUUCUGCGGGUGGUGCGGGGGGAGAAGUGCAGAAUCUGGCGUUUGUGGAGAGGCUGGAUCUCAUUACCUGGCUUGAGGGCGCGAGUGAGGAGUCUGAGCAUAUCAGGCCGCUGAAGGAGGAUACGAGUGCGGCGGCAGCGAGCGCGCAGGUUGCGGCUGGGCUGAAAGGCGGCAUUGCGCUGGUCUCGAGUGGGAAGCCUGGCACGGGGAAGACGAUUGAUCCAAGGUUGCAGGAGAUUUAUAAUGGGGAGAGGAAGAUGGGGGAUAGGAAUAGUGUGUUGAGGGGUAUUAAGCCUACUGACUUCUCACAUGUCAGGAAACUUGCGGCGCCGUUUAAUGCUCGCAAGGCGGCUCAAGCUGCUGCGGCGGCGGCGGCUACAGCAACGACUCUUCCGCAUAAUCCAAAGGCUCCAUCUGGUCGUCGUCCGGAUCCGAUUAUCAUGCUCUCUCCGUCCGCUUCCUCGCUGCUUAGGAUGUCCAAUGUGAAGUCCUUCCUCGAGACAGGAAUAUACGUUCCUCCAGACAGUGGAAGCAUGCCUUCAGCCUCCAACGCUCUUCUCAACACAUCCCGCCUGAUACCCUCAGUUGACCCCGUCCGACCCGUCAAAUUCGUAGUCGUCGACACACCUGAACGGUUCAAGCCCGAAUACUGGAACCGCGUCGUAGCAGUCUUCACAACAGGCCAAGCAUGGCAAUUCAAGAGCUACAAAUGGCAACAUCCCCAAGACCUGUUCAAGAAUACCUUGGGUAUAUAUGUGGGCUGGAGAGGCGACCAGUUACCGGAGACGGUGAAGGGAUGGGGAAGAGGCGUCAUGCCGGUUCAGGUUGAUAAGUGGAAUCCUGGACAGGGGAAUGCGGGGAGAUGGAGGGAUCGAGAGGUUGUGGAGGGGAUCUGGAAGGCGAUUGAGGAGAAUAUGAGGUCGAAGGGGUGGAGGAAGGAGAGUGGACCAGUGGGAUCCUGAAUUGGAGUUUGGAUGUAGGAUUCUGAACGGGGCGUUUCAUGGAGUUGGUGGAUGCAGUGAGAUACUGGAAAAGCAUAGAGAAUGAUAUCCAUGAUUUUAAGCAUUUUCGAC